AUACCUCUAAAUGACCAGUGUUCUGUGUGUGGUCAGCUGAUGGGUGUGUCUGAAUUCCUACGGUCAGCAGUCAGCCGAUCCGCACCGUCAAUUUUUACAUUACAUCAGGAGAAGUACUGUCUCAAACGAGUGAGGAACUACACAUUUGCUUUAGAAGGUCGGCCGACUGACAGUAACGAGCUGCUGAAGAGACAGUUGGGACAUCUUUAUGAGGGUUUUGUCUUUGUUUACGGGGACAUUGACAACAUCAGACAGCAAUACCACACCAAUCUUGGAUUUCUGGCCGAAAUGAAGGCAUUAUGGGAAAUGCUGUUCCCCCCUGCUAGCUGCCUCAGCGUCAACCACAUAGAAAGAGUGUUCCAGGUCCUUCCUUCCGUUGAGGUGAACAGUGACUUAUUUCUUCAAGCCUCGAACAUCCUACAAUCCAGCCAGCGAAGGCCGGGGGUCACACUAGGUGUCAUUCUAUACAAACAAAGGGUGUUAUGUACACAGAUGUCCCCCGAGCUGACCAGGAAACUCGUCCUCAUCCGUCCAGAGCUACCAUGUGCUGAAAUGAAAACAGACUUUCCGCUACCUGUAGGAGUGAGACUCAUCACGAUAUAUGUGACGGAUGAGGAAUAUUCCGCUAUCAAACCACAACACAGUCAGAAUUCCCAGGGACAGUACAGGCAUUGUGACCACUCAAAGUUCGUCUGGGGGAAAGCCUCGCCAGAUUAUGAUUGCAGUAAAAAAUCAGAGUCUCCAAGACGCUUUACAAAAGACGAAUCAAAUAUCAGACGACCAAGCUCAAGAAACGAUAGGAACUAUAGUGGAAGAAAUUCAAAUAUGGAAAUUAUUCCAGAAAUUCCUUCUUCUGUUCUGUCUGACAUAACUUACGUGGAAUGUAAAGAAAAGUUGAAAACAUCUGAGAAAUCCAAUGAGACUGAAACAAUAGAAGUAUUCAAGCAAAACGUUAAACCUAAAGGUAGAACGGAGUGUAGAAGUGUGAAAGGCGAGCUCCCGGGCCGUAAGAUUGUAGUAACUGUUUCGGGAGAAGACAGUGAAACCAUCAGUGACUUAGAGGACAAUGAGGAUGAAACACUACCAAAUGUUUCCCCGAACAAAGACAAGAAUUUUGUGAAAUUUUUUUCCGAAAGAAUUUCAGCUGACAUUAUUGUGCACCAUUGUCCAGACCAGUCUGAUGGGAGCACGGUGGACAACACGAGUGAAAAACUGCCGAAAAUUGUCACCGAUCAUGAUAGCACUAGUAACGCCCAUGUUGCCAUGGAAACGGAAAAUCAUUUGCACACCAUAAACAUUUUACCUGAGCAACAGGGACAAAUCAGAAAUCAAACGGAAAAUAAUGAAAGUGAUGUUGUGAUUGAAAAAAGUGGGAGAAGUGUGUCCCCUGUAGACCAUUCAAAGGGACACAACUCUCCUGGAGUUUCGAGAAGACAAUCUGCUGGAUUUGUUUCCGAGUCCGAGGAGACCGGGACGGAGAGUGUGUAUGGAAUCUCCGCUAAGAGUUGCGAUGAAUCUGUUAUGAGUUAUCUCUCCUCUCAGGAAAUUGAGGAAAAUAAGGAGACCAUGGUUUUCAGGGGCAGCAACUACGAGACGCCUGGCGAGGAAUCCAGUGUUGACGGUGGGGUCACAGAUCAAGGAAACCCGGCCAACGAGCCUGGUGAUGUGACUGUAGACACUCCGGAUACUUCCAUAGAAACUGUACAUAACUCGGGAUCUUUUGAAAGCCAAACGACAAGAUCAACCGUUGAUGCAGACGUUGAUUCAUCGUUGAUAUGGUCACCAGAAAAACACGGCCUGCAUGAAUUGACACUUUACAUUCAGAGACACUCAGAUGUUUGUCUUAUGUUACUGAUGGAGGAGGAAUCGGCUAUCAAUGAAAACGCAUUGAAAGCCCUGUAUAAGAGUUCGCUAACCAAUAUGGCUGAGCUGGAUUACUAUGUGAAGGAGUGUAUAGCACAGUCCCCUAAUGAGGGUUUCAUGGACAGCUACAAUUUCCUGAAAUACGAUUCCUUUUUCCAGACCGUGAAAGGUAAUGCCCUACAGCCUCUGACGGGAGAGGAUGAUGAGUUCCAUCGCCUGGCCGGACAGAUGCACAGUGACUUUGAAGAGAACAAAGGAAUGACCAAUGUCAUAUUCAGGUCACAUGGAGGCAGUUGCUAUGGAAACAAGACCAUCAAUAAUGAGACAUAUUUCUGCAUGACAAACCAGGCAGAUUCCAGGAUGGAGUCCGGACCACUGAGCAAAGAUCCAGUAUUUUCGCUCGACCUGCUUGCCAGAGAGAAACUGUCAAAAGUGCACAAAAUUACUCUGCUGUGAUAUUGUAACUCGGAGCAACAUUACUUGUGGUACCACCGUGGUUUUCAAGGAACAAUGAGAUAUAUUAGAUAUGUUACUGUAUGUACAUUGUGAUAUUUAUUGAGUAGUUAUUAUAUUAUUAAACAUUUUAUAACAUCCAAUACAAUCUCAAAUUUUGUUCUAAAAGUCAAAUGUCAGAAUCUGAAAACUAUUUUGGGCGGGCCCUGGUAAUUACUUAAAGGUGGGUAAAGCAUUAACCAGUGGUUAGGGGAAAUAGGGAAAUAUGAAUACAACAAAACCAGAAACGUCUGACAUCAUUUAACUGUUAUAGAUUGGUCGAGACAAAUACGAUUGAUGUGUCCUCUGAUUUUGCUUUGGAAGCCUUUGCUUCUUAUUGAAUUCAGGCAACAAUUUCAAUUUUUCACUAACCACUGGUUAAAAAUAGCCAACAAAUGAGUAACUUGGGCCAGAUGUUUCAAUUUAUUUGGCCCCAUGCAGGGUCCCUAAUUGUUACAGUAGGUAAAAAUUGUGUCGCCAAAAAAUAUCGCCAAACUGAACUGUGACACGACCUGGUUUAAAGUGACGAUACCCGCUUGCCAUGAUGAGCCCUUCUCACUGAUCGUAAUUAUGAUCAAUAAAAGGUAUCUAAUUAUGUCUUUCACCAGGAGAUA
Messenger RNA from Mizuhopecten yessoensis (Yesso scallop), 2969 nucleotides. RefSeq lists its product as uncharacterized. The transcript is spliced from 11 exons. Lineage: Eukaryota; Metazoa; Mollusca; Bivalvia; Pectinida; Pectinidae. The record is from RefSeq and is a predicted model, not a curated record. The annotation marks the transcript as partial.